Molecule: messenger RNA, 398 nt
Organism: Chlorocebus sabaeus (green monkey)
Lineage: Eukaryota; Metazoa; Chordata; Mammalia; Primates; Cercopithecidae
Product: large ribosomal subunit protein eL24-like
Biological process (GO): cytoplasmic translation
Cellular component (GO): cytosolic large ribosomal subunit
Molecular function (GO): mRNA binding; structural constituent of ribosome
Source: RefSeq, a predicted model, not a curated record
CCGGACACGGGAGGGACUACACCAGGAUGGACGAGAAGGUUUUCCAGUUUCUUAAUGCAUUUAUUUCCAAGAGGAAUCCUCAGCAAAUAAACUGGACUAUCCUCUACAGAAAGAAGCACAAAAAGGGACAGUGGGAAGAAAUUCAAAAGAAAAGAACCCGCCAAGCAGUCAAAUUCCAGAUAGCCAUUACUGGUGCAUCUCUUGCUGACAUCAUGGCCAAGAAGAAUCAGAAACCUGAAGUUAGAAUGGCUCAACGAGAACAAGCUACCAGGGCUGCUAAGGAAGCACAAAAGGCUAAGCAAGCAUCUAAAGAGACUGCAAUGGCUGCUGCUAAAGCACCUACAAAGGCAGCACCUGAACAAAAGAUUGUGAAGCCUGUGACAAUUUCAGCUCCCUGA